ACUCCUAGCACCUCAGUGGAAGAUGCUUCUCUUUAUAUUGCUGCUUUACAUUAUUAUUUAUGCUGAGGGAAAAUGUGCAAAGAAUUAUUAUUACGAUGGACUUCUUGAGGAGUGUCAACAUUGCUCCAUUAGAUGCAACUCCCCACCAAUUAUUUGCAAAACAUUUUGUACCUCAAUCCCAGAAAAUGAAGUUGAAAAGAAUCAAAAUAUCCGUUUAAUUUUGAUCGUGUUUUUUGUGUUCCUGGGAGCUUUCACAGUACUGACCAUUAUUCUGCGAGUUAUACGCAGAAAAACCUGUAAGCCCAUCAUGAACAAAGUGAAAGGCCAAGAACAAAAGACUGACAGCGAGAGAGGCUCGAAUGUCACAGAGCAAUCUGAAGAUACUGACGGAUUGAACCAGCAUCACUACAACUCCAACCUGCCUCUUCCCUCCACUGAGGAAGGCACUACAUUGCUGGUUACUACAAAGACAGUGCAAGCUUACCACUGUACACCUGUCAUGUAGAGAGGAGAUCACUGGAACUUCUAUAACAGCAGCAGACUCAGAAAACACUGCACAUCACCUGGUGAAUGAUGAUAGCGAACAUCGUCUCACCAUUACUCUGUCCAGACUGGACAAAACUGUCACGACUACUGGAUGCACUAAUAAUGGACACAGGACUUGAACUCAGGAUGAUAUCUGACUGUCAGAAGUGAACAUCUCACUGGAAGAAUGGAAUGCGAUAUUAGAGUUGAUCAAAUAUUAGAACAAUUUUCACCAUACUUUGUUCAAAAGGUCACACACAUUUAUGCUGUAUCUUUGCUAAAUUAAAAUGUUACUUCAAUUAUGAAGUCUUACUAUUUAUAAAUAGAAGAAAUAAAUGCAUGUAAUAAAUGUAAUAAAAGGAUAGUUCACCCAUUUUUAAUCUGCCAUCAUUUACCCUUUUACAUUUAAUUUUUUUUCCAAACAAUGUAUAUUUUAUCCCAAAGCAUAGUGAGAUAAUCUCUGUUUUAUCUCCCCAGAACGAUAUGUUAGGCACAAUGAUAGUAUCAGUCACCAUUUACUAUCACUGUAUGAAAAAAGAAAAAGAAAAAAAGAAAAAUGAACGUUAAG
This is a messenger RNA of Onychostoma macrolepis, 1093 nucleotides long. Its product is annotated as tumor necrosis factor receptor superfamily member 17. NCBI's taxonomy places the organism in Eukaryota, Metazoa, Chordata, Actinopteri, Cypriniformes, Cyprinidae. The record is from RefSeq and is a predicted model, not a curated record. Gene Ontology annotation, biological process: tumor necrosis factor-mediated signaling pathway. Gene Ontology annotation, molecular function: signaling receptor activity. The coding region runs from base 23 to 505 and encodes 160 amino acids. The transcript is spliced from 3 exons.